Molecule: messenger RNA, 1548 nt
Organism: Cladophialophora yegresii CBS 114405
Lineage: Eukaryota; Fungi; Ascomycota; Eurotiomycetes; Chaetothyriales; Herpotrichiellaceae
Exons: 9
Coding region: 1-1548 (515 amino acids)
Biological process (GO): transmembrane transport
Cellular component (GO): membrane
Molecular function (GO): transmembrane transporter activity
Source: RefSeq, a predicted model, not a curated record
AUGACAGAGAAGCACGAGCUAAACCACCUUGAAACCGGCAUUCCAACAAUUGAGACUGACCCGCACCGCAAGCACAAUCUCCCAGCUGGACAUAUUCCAGCGACCCAGGAGGAGAAGGCCUUGAGCCGGGCUUUGAAUCGGAAGCUCGACAUAUGCCUCUUGCCCUUCUUGUCCUUAUUGUACCUCUUCAAUGGGUUGGACCGGUUCUUGGGUACUAAGACAGAGCAGGGCAACGUGGGAAAUGCCGAAACACAGGGCUUCACCACCGACAUUGGAGCCCAUCCUGACGACCUGAACCUGGCUGUCAGUCUGUUCUUCAUUACGUUCGUGUUGUUUCAACCUCCCUCCGCGGCAGUGGGACGAUGGAUUGGCGCCAAGUAUUGGGUCCCUAUCAUCAUGUUCUGCUGGGGGAUCCUCACAAUUUGUCAAGCAUGGGUCAAGGGCCGGGGUGCACUCAUCGCUACGCGACUGCUGAUCGGGCUCUUCGAGGCCGGCUUCUACCCUUGCUGCGUCUUCUACCUUUCAACAUUCUACACGCGAUUCGACCUCGCUGUGCGCAUCGGCCUCUUCUACGGCCAAUACGCCGUCGCGGGAGCCUUUUCCGGCUGCAUAGCCUAUGGUGUCUUCCACAUCCAAACUGGCGACAUGAAGAAUUGGCAAUACCUCUUCAUCAUCGAGGGCGGUGCUACAUGCCUGAUCGCCCUGGUCGCAUGGUUCUGGAUGCCUCUCGCUCCGGGCAGUGCAUGGUUCUUGAGCAAGAGGGAUCGUGCGUACGCAGUAGAGCGCAUGAGACUAGACAACGCCAUGUACGCCCAACAUACCUACGGGGACAGCGGCCUCGAGAACGAGCGAUUGAACAAAAGGGACGUAGUCGAGACGGCAAAGGACUGGAAGUUGUGGUAUGUCCUGUUCUUCAACAUCUUGGCCAGCGUGCCGGGCCAGGCUUUCUCGGUGUUUUUGCCACUGGUGGUGGGUGGACUGGGAUAUUCCUCGAUUGAGGCUAAUCUGAUGUCAGUACCGCCCUAUGUGUGUGGCGCCGUCGGGCUGUACCUUUUCGCGGUCAGCUCUGAUAGGAGGAAGGAACGAGGCUACCACAUCUUCUUCGGCCUCCUGAUCACGCUCGUCGGCCUGAUCAUCACCGUAACAGCCAAAACCCACGGUUCCAAAUACGCGGGUCUCUGCAUCCUGCUGUUCGGCAGCUACGUCUCCGCACCCCUGACGGUGGCCUGGCUGAGCGGGAACACGCCCGAGCCCGGCAAGCGAGCCCUCGUCCUGGGCGUCAACGGGUUCGGCAACCUCUCCGGCGUCAUUGGCUCGCAGCUGUUUCGCAAGUCAUACGCGCCCGAUUACCUCAUCCCUUUCUACGUCACGCUGGCGUUCAUUGCGAUCGCGCUGGCCGGCUACCUCGCCUACCGCUUCACACUGGCAGCCGUGAACAAGAGACGGAAAGCCAAGCUUGCGGAGAUGACGCUGGAGGAGAUUGAGGACGAAAUGACGAAUCCGCGGAGGUACGCGGAUAAGAAAUAUACAUUCAUGUAUGGAUUGUAA